CUCACACACCUGCUUAUGGGUAUAAAGCAAUGCACAGCACUAAAGCCAGGUUUUGUGUUGAGUAGAGAGCUGAAGCUGAGGAACUACACCCCAGAGGAUGAAGAGCUGAAGGAGAGACAGGUGCCCAAGGCCAAACCUGUUUCAGUGGAGGAGAAAGUGAAGGAGCAGCUAGAUGCAGCGAAACCAGAGUCCGUCAUCGAAGAAGUGGAUUUGGCCAACCUAGCGCCUAGGAAGCCUGACUGGGAUUUGAAACGAGACGUGGCGAAGAAGCUGGAGAAGCUUGAGAGGAGAACACAGAAGGCCAUCGCUGAACUUAUCCGUGAUCGUCUGAAAGGCAGCGAGGAGGAGCUGGCUGGAGCUGUAGGAGCCAUAGGGGUCACAGCAGAGGGGGACUCGGACUGACCCCUUAAUCCAGAGACGCACCACGCGACCCUGGAUCUGACCCUACCAAUGUGUCGGGUUCUGUUCAGCUGAAUGUUUGUUGUGGGAAUCGGAGGCUUUUGGUUUCCGUAGCUGUUAAAGUUACUGGGGAGUGUGAAUAUGCCAGUUAGAUGUGUCACCUCGAUGACUUCUGUACUCUAGUCCUUGUACGCGUCACAAAUGACACCCUAUUCCCUAUAUAGAUCACUACUUUUGACAAGUAGUGUGCUAGAUAGGGAGUAGGGUGCCAUUUGGGAUGCAGAGCCUGUGUGAAAGUCCGACCAGACUUUGUCAGUGUAGUGCUAGCUAGAGGACCAUUGGGGGCUGUUGUAUACAGCUGUUGUAAGGAUCAUCUGUUAUUCAUGUGUCUUUUUAAUUACAUUUUUCCAGUAAAAUGAUUUGGAUUUUCCCAA
This is a messenger RNA of Oncorhynchus masou masou (cherry salmon), 833 nucleotides long. It is a transcript of the gene ccdc12, whose product is annotated as coiled-coil domain containing 12. NCBI's taxonomy places the organism in Eukaryota, Metazoa, Chordata, Actinopteri, Salmoniformes, Salmonidae. The coding region runs from base 16 to 402 and encodes 128 amino acids. The record is from RefSeq and is a predicted model, not a curated record. The transcript is spliced from 5 exons. Gene Ontology annotation, cellular component: post-mRNA release spliceosomal complex; U2-type spliceosomal complex.